Messenger RNA from Danaus chrysippus (African queen), 1224 nucleotides. The record is from the annotation of a GenBank genome assembly. NCBI's taxonomy places the organism in Eukaryota, Metazoa, Arthropoda, Insecta, Lepidoptera, Nymphalidae.
AUGGCUAAAGUAGAACCUCCACUUUUCAUACUUCCUAAAAAGCGUAAUGGAAAGAAACCAAACCCUGUAGCAGGCCAUGUUGAUCACAUUAUUACCGUUCAGGGAGCGGCAGAAAACGAAUUGCCGACAAAAUACAAAAAUGGUUUAUCUCCGGUUACUGAACACGUAGUAAAUGGCAUCAUACAUUCCACUAUGGAGGGACUCAAAUCAAACAUGAAGAUUAACUUGCCAAUAAUUAAUGAUGUAAACGACGAAUUUACAAACGACUCUGCCCCUCAAAAUGAUCAAAAGACACUAAGAAAUGGCUAUCAACCGCUAUCCACUAUUCAUGGCAGUCGUGAAAUUAUUGAUCUAUCACCAAUAUAUGAAAAUUCCUCAGAUGCUUGCUCAAGUCAUGGCGACUUGAAGGAAAUGAAUGAGAAUGAAUUACAACGCAGUUGUAAAGUUCUAAACAGUGAAAAUUAUGAAAGUUCAUGUCCGACACCUAAUAGCCUAUCACAAACACAAUCAGAAAACAGUUUUGAAAUGGGCCCACUUACCGACAGCCUUAAAAACAGUGCUAAAAGGCGUAAGAGAGUUAAUAUUGUCGCCGGUAUAGUUGAAACCGAUAAUACUGACACAGAAAUUACAGCUCUGAGAGUGGAAUCCGAAGGUUCGAUAUCACCGGAAUGUUCUUUGUCGGAAAACAAAGAUGGUUAUUUGACUAUGACUGGCACAAUUAAGAGAGGAAAGAAAAAGGGGCAGAAUGUGGAUGUAAAACUUAAUAUAUCACGAGAGGAGCUGGAAAUUAUUGAAGCUGCGAUUGUGGCUGAUGAGUAUAACAAAAUGGAUGUAUCUAAAUGCUCCUUAUACAACGGGCCCCAUAUCUUCAUAUUCACUCUCAUCUGUAUACCAUUUGUAGCCAUAAUAUCUGCCACAUACUCCUUCUAUAUAGGUACUAUGGCUUGGUACAACAUUUUUACUCAUGUCACCGAAGAUUUAAGCUGUAUCAAGAAAGUGUUUUUAGCACCGCUCGUGAUAUUGUCUUAUCCAUUUUUGAUAGUAAUUUUUACAGUCAUCCUCGGAUUGUAUGCUGGUAUCGCACAACUAACAUUCAGCGGAACAAACUGGUGGAAGGAUGUAUCCGAUUUUGAGAAGGGAUUUUACGGUUGGCUUUGUAAUAGUCUAGGUAUGUCUGAAUGUAGUCCUUACGAAGUUGUCGUUCUAAUGGAUGUCAAGCAGUAG